Messenger RNA from Rhopilema esculentum, 2561 nucleotides. The record is from RefSeq and is a predicted model, not a curated record. Lineage: Eukaryota; Metazoa; Cnidaria; Scyphozoa; Rhizostomeae; Rhizostomatidae.
GUUAACCUUUCUUCUUUGUGAGGUGAAAUGGUUGGCGGAUGAGCUUACAAAAGCAAUUUUCACACAACCCCAGAAAUAGAAUAUGUCUUUAAAAUUCCUACCUUUGAGUUUUUUCUGUAAAUUUUUAUUCAUUAAAAAUGAAGUUAGAAAGAUCGUUAAAAUUCCUUUUUGCCGGCUAGAGAAUUCAGUAAAUCCAUUGAAAUAAGAUGCUGUUGUAAUAUUUAACUACAGAGUUUAUUGAUAGCCAGAAUAUUACAGUUAACAUUUAUAGCGUUGGUUUCUCCGGCUUUUUUGUUUCACAUAAUACAUUAUACAUGAAAUAACCUUGAUAUUGGAAUCCAGGCUUGUUAUUGGUAUAUCACACUUUAAUUUUCUUGUUUUAGGUUCCCAGUAUGGUGAAAAAUGAGUACGCUCUACUUGUUAUUAGUAUGCUGCAACAUCCUUACCGGGAAGAGAGAAAGGUUGUAAGAAUAAUGAAAGAAAAGCCAGAUAUAAUGUUAAGUACAAACAAAGCUUACUACCAGCUUGGAGAAAACGUUGAAUUGUGGGUGUUUGCGUUGGAUCAUCACCGAAUGCCAUACGAAGGACAGAUCCAAAAAGCUAUGCUGAUGGACCUUGAUAUGGGCGAGCUGUAUGAUUUAAUUGAAAAUAUUCCCUUAAAGAGAGGUAUCGCCAGUGUAUCUUUCUCUACAAGUAAUGUUGUCCAAAAUGGAAAAUUCUUGAUAAAACUGAUGCUUGAAAACUACGAAAAAGUCAUCAAAAUACAAAUUGGGUCAGGUAACUUGGAUACGUCAAGUAAUGCGGUAGCCAGUUCCUUGUUUGGAUUCCAGAAACUGCCUCAAAAAGAAUUGCGCGUGCCUGAUGAAACAUUUUACUCACGCUCUGGGAUGAAAAUAAAUAUCAUGAUGCAGGAAGGUCCUUUUGAGAUUGGCAAAAAUGUUAAAGUUGAUAUCAUAUACGAUAAUCCAGCGGAUGGUUCAAAUGCAUUUGUGUAUGAGAUUGUUUGCAAUGGAGAAAUCCAAAAACACGAAAGAGUCAAUGAUUUAUUUUCGUCUUGGUUCUGUCGACCAGGAAUAUUUAGGCUUUGGAACACAUUUUCAACAGGUCCAACACGUGAUGAGCUGUGUGACAGGGGACAGAAUAGAUUUUCAAUCAAUUUCGAAGUAACGAAAAACAUGUAUCCUGGAUGCACAUUUCUUAUCUUUAAAGUUGUUGAAGAAAAAGAAAUCGUUGCUGCUAGAACGAAUAUCAAAAUAGCAACCAGGAAGCCAAAAAUCAAGGCAAAGUUGCGUGUUGCCAGAAGUUCUUUUGAGCCCAAUGAAGAAUUCUCAGUGGUUGCUUCUGAUGCAGCUGGCAACACUAUACUCUUUAUUGGGAAUUCGAAGCAAAGCGACAAUGAGCCCAGUGGCAUGAUAACUGGGCCAAAUAUAAAGAAUCGUCAAAAUGACAACCACGUGUAUUCAAGGGAUUCAGGAACAAUCAAUACUCAGUGUAAAGGAAAAGAUUAUGUCACCGCAAAGCAGAUUUUCCAGAACAGCGGGCUAAGCAUUAUCACUAAUUGUGACUCUGAUCCAGAUAUUCCUUGUCUAGAAAAGAUUUUGUUAUAUAAACGAUCACAAUACAGACCAGAGGAAGAGAUUUUAACGUUGGCAGGAAAUUGCACAUCUUGGGUUUGGGCAAAAACCGAUGUAAUGAACGAAAACCAACAAUUAAAGUUAAGAGCACCAUCAAGGGCGGGAAAAUUUGUUCUUGAGCCUGUUAUAAUCUCAUCAGUGACUGGUGUUGACGUAGCAGAGUCUAUAGAGAUAGAAGUCAAAGAAAAGAAAUUUCCAAAAGCUGGAAGCAGCAGUAUUGCUCCUUUAACAAGAUGGCCACUCUCAACACAGACAGUGAGUGUUAGCAUUGAACCUCACGUGGAAAGGAAGCUGUUUAUAUUUAACUACUGCCAACCGCUUGAAAUGAAGAUAUGUUUAAGAGAAUCCAAGCUCAAUCUGUAUAGAAUGUACAUAGUUACAGUUGAGAUGCUGCCGAAUUUUUCAUUUGAUGAAGAUGACCUUAAACGAGUUCAUCGGAAUAACAAAUCAUUGUUAUUCUAUGUGAAUUUACCAAACAGGACAAUUUUUUACGUUACAAGUCUUGCAUCUCGAAAAGGAUGUUUCAGAAUCAGAUUAAAGCAAUUUGGUCCAAUUGAUUGGUCACAAAACAAAGCCGUGGUUACCUAUAUAAGUUCUUGGAAUCGAGGAAUGAAACGAUCAUUUACUUACUGGAUAUCAGAAGAAGACUGCAUGAUAAGCUAGAAAGCGCCAAUUAGAUGCAGCUGAAAUCGACUGCUCCAAGAUCCGUCGGGUGCAGAUAAUAAAAUCAGUUGGAGCUCAAGUAUGGGAUUUGAAAGCCUCAUCUAAUUAUUGGAACAUCUGCUCAAAUCACUAUGAGGAGUUCAUUUCAAAAAACAGCAGUGCUCCAUUAAAAUUAACAGCGAUCUUCCAAACUUUUCUCAGUUUCUUAAAUAUAGUAUUAUGUAAAGCCAUCAAUUAUGAUAGAUGAAAUGGUUCACAUCAAGA